AUGAACAUUACUACAACUAUUCUUGAUGAAGAAAAAAGUCUUAUUAAUGAAUAUCCACCUGAACUUUCACAAGAUCCAUAUCUCAUUGUUGGAUUAAUUGGAAGUGAAUAUUUACCUCAAGGAAUAAAACAGAAUUUAUUUAAAGAAGAAGGUAAUAAUGGAGAAAGAAAAAUUGUUCCUUACGUUACAAAGAAAGAAUAUUUACCAUUAAGAAAACAACAAAAAAGAGAUGAUAUUUAUGAAUUUCUUCAACCAGAUCAAACAUUUGUUCGUGCUGAAUGGUUAAAUAAAGUUAGACAUAAUACACCAAGUGUUAUUGUAAUGUUUGAGACAUCAGAGACAUUGUUUAGUCCAGAUCAUGAUGUUGUACCACAAAUAGAAAUGAUUAGAAAUGAUUUAUUAACAAGACAAAUUAAAUUAGUUAUAGUAAUUAUUACACAUUCACCACAAGUAAUUGUUACAUCUGAUAGUUUUAAUUCUUUUAGAAAAAGAACAGAAUUAGAUGGAAUAUAUUUUUUUAAUUUAAGUGAUAUAAAGAAUUCAAUGAUAUCAUUAACAAAUGUUAUUAAAGAAUUAUCAAAACAACAUUAUAAUGAAAUAGAAUCUAUUUUAAAAAAUAAAGCUCAAAUAACAAAAUUACCUUGGAAAGCAGCAAUUUCAUAUUUUAAAGCUGCUUUUAUUUCUGAAGUUAAGGAAAAUAAAAAUGAAAAUAUAAAAAUAUCAAUUAAAUUAUAUUCAAAAGCUUAUGAUUCUGCUGUUGAAUUAUUAAAAGUUGAAGAACAAAGAUUUUAUAAAUCUUCAAAUGUUCUUGCAACAAAAGAGUUUAUUAGUUGGAUAAUGUUUAGAAUGUUUCAUUUAUUUGAAAAAUUAAAUCAAUUUAAAGAAAUGGUAGAAUUUUUUAAUAGAUUUAUUAAAACAUGUUUAAAGUAUAUUGGAAUUGAUGAAUUUUUAAGUACACAUUAUUAUUGGAUUGCAAAACAAUAUCAAUUAUUAGCAUUAAUUUAUGAAAGAAGUAAAAUAAAUGAAAAUGAUUCAAUAUAUUAUUCAUUUUCAUCAUCUGUUUAUAUGUCACAAGCAUAUUAUACAAAUAAAAAAUUAUUUUAUUCAAAUUUAAUUCCUGAAUUUUCUAAAUAUUUACCUUCAAAAUGUAAUCCAGAAUAUCUCUUUGGUUAUGCUUUAAAACAACAUUUUUAUACUUUAUUUAAAAUUCAUGACUCUUUAAAACAUAAAAAAAUUUUGAUUUAUAUUACUAAAAAAAUUACAUUAUUACUUCUUAAUAAACCUUCUUUAAAAGAUAAUAGAAUUCAAUGGUGGAAUGAUGAUACUAUUCUUAAAGUAUUUAAUGAAAUUAAAUUUCCUCAAAAUGGUUUGUAUUAUUUUAUUGAUUCAUUAUUUUCUUUAUUUGAUCAAUGGAAAAAAUUUGAUCAAACUUUACCAUUUGAAUUAAAAGAUGAAAAUGCUAAUAAUAAUACUUUUAUUAUUGAUAUUUUAAAUACUCUUAAUCAAACGGAAAUUCCUUUAAAUAAACAUAUCAUUAAAACUCCUUUACUUUCUUGUUUUGUUUCUUUUGCAACUCCUUGUUGUAUUAUUGGUGAAUCAACUUCAAUUAAUUUAGAUAUUAUUAAUCGUUUACCUUCAUUACCAUUAUAUAGAAUUGAAGUACUUUGUGAUGAUAAUAAUUAUUCUAUUAAUUUACCUUCUCAUUCAAUUAAACUACCUCAAAAAUUAAAUGGAAAUUUAAAGAUUUCAAUUCCUUUUAUUCCUAAAAGACUUGGAAAUGUUAAUAUACAACAAAUAAAUAUUUAUUUAUCUGAUAAAAAACCUUUAUUAAUAACAAAAACUGAAAAUGAAUUAAAAAAUAGUAAAGACUCUAUUCUUAAAUUUUUUGAAAUUCAAAGAAUUAUUCCUGAUUUUAAACCAUUAACUCAUCUUCAUGUCAUUCAAAGAAGUCCUUCAAUUAAAUUAUCAAUUGAAACUGUUACUCCUGCUAUAGUUGGUGAAAAAUUACCCAUUAUUAUUGAUAUAUUAAAUGAAGAACAUUAUACACUUACAAAUGUAAUGUUAUCAACUAAAAAUGAUGAUGUUAUUCUUACAUCAGAUACAUGUUCAGAUGAACCAAAGAAAGUUAUAUCAUUUCCAAAUAUUGGAGUUAAUCAAAAAACAAAUAACAUCUCUUAUUUACAAUUUAGUAAAACAGGAAGAAUUUCUGUUAUUAUUAUUAUACAUUAUUCUGGUAUUAAUAAAGUAAUGAGUAUUGACAAAGAAGUUAUUUUUGAUGUUCAUAAACCAUUUAGUCAUCGACAUGAAUUUAUUUCAAAAGAAGGAUCUCCUGAUAUUCUUCAUUUCUCAUUAAAUAAUAAAUGUAAAAUCCCUUUAGUAAUUGAUAAGGUACUAGCUCCAACAGUCCUUCCAAUGACUAUUCAUCCUACAAUAUUAGACACUCAUUAUCCUUGUGAAUUUUGUUGUAUUCCACCUCAUGUACCAACAAUUAAUAUUAUUAUUUUCUGGCAUCGUUUACAUUUAUUUAAUGGAGAAGUAAUAGAAGGAAUAACAUCAUUUGAUAUUAUGAAAAUAACUGAAAAUUAUGAACAACAAAUGUCAUCAACAAACCAAAUUGACUUACUAGAAACAAUUGAAAAAAAUUAUUCACAACCAUCCAUUAUGUAA
Messenger RNA from Entamoeba histolytica HM-1:IMSS, 2667 nucleotides. RefSeq lists its product as uncharacterized. The transcript has a single exon. Lineage: Eukaryota; Evosea; Mastigamoebida; Endamoebidae. The record is from RefSeq and is a predicted model, not a curated record. The coding region runs from base 1 to 2667 and encodes 888 amino acids.